UCGAGCGUGCUUCGCCAUACCUGAAUUGUUUUCUGGGUCUUCUCUGAGUUGCCAUGGUCUGCUGUUUCUUCCUCUGCUGUUUUUUGUUCUACUGCUGCUACUACUGCUUACCAUGAUCUCUGACUACGAAUUGCAGAAUCUCGAGGGCUCUUCGCUGAAGAAGCGAAGCAGAUCGCAGUCGUCCUUGAACAACAGCUCUUCUGCCACAUCUUCUGCUACUUUUAUUGCCAAUGUGCCUAACUAUUCUACUGCCAAUGCGUCCAACUAUUCUACUGCCAACAAUAACCCCUUCGACGAUCCCUUGUCUCGAAAUGCUUCCCUUUCAGAUGACCCUUUUGACGACUUUAACGAUAUCAACAGACCUCCCAACGUGCAAAAAACCCACACAAAGAGCACUUUCUACUACGAUGCUGAAAACUUUGAUCUGAAUGAUCCUGAAAUAUUCAAAAAGCAUUUGAAUGACUCCCAAGAUGAAUUGUUUGGUAUUCCAAGAAGAAACCAAGACACUUAUACUAAUCUUGCUGCUGUCACCAAAAAGAAUUCUUUGUUUUCUGAGUCCAAGAAGGACAAGAAGAUCUUGAGAGUAAUAGCUUUUAUAUCCAUUGCAAAUAUCAUCAUAUCUCUUCCUUUUCAAUUGUUCAUUCUAAUAAAAAUCAUCAUUUUAUCUAACUCAUAUGAUGGAGCCAACGAAUACGAUAUUCUAACAAGUUACUUAUUCCAAUCAUUCUAUUCCUCUGAUAAUGUUUCUGCUGAUACUGUUUCCAUAUCUUUUGAUGUCUUCUUAGCCACUGUAACUCUAUUGUACUCAAAGAUCUAUCAAUUGGUUUUGACUAUUUAUGCUUUAAAAAAGAAAAAUGAUAUUCUUUUUCUUUUUCUUUUAGCUUUUCUUACAUUGAUUUUGAUUUUCACUACAAUCUUGUACUCAAAUACUGCAAAAUCCUUUAACAAUAUUUAUUCCUUAAAAGUUGUUGUUGAUAAUGAGAUCAAAUAUGUCUAUUUCAACAGUCUUUCAAUUACCUUCAAAGUCUUUAGUUACCUUUUAAUUGCAAUCUCUGCAAUUACUCUUAUAUCCCAAUUUGUUGUGUUCAUUUUAUUUGCUCAUAAACUUAUUAGCAAAAGAGCAACCUCCAAAAUUGGUUACUCAUUGGAGAAAAAGAAAUUGUUAAAUAUUUUCAAUCUUCAUAGAUCCUGCUUGAUUUUAAGUGGUUUUAUGACUCCUGUUUUCCUAUUUUUAUUUCUAGAUUUUUACCAACUUACUGAUCUUUCUAACAUUAUAAUAUUUCUAAUAAUUCUUGUCCCAUUUUACCUAUGUUUAAAUGAUUUUGCUGCCACAACUGAAAAUAUUUACCUUUUUUUCUUUACUUGGUAUAUUCAUUUGCUCUUCUUUUUUUUCACUUUUUAUCGAUGUCUAAUAAUCUUUAAUACUAGAGUCAUUCAUCAGUACCCAAUUAAGUUUUUCGUUUUAAAAGUCUUUUUUUUUUUCCAUUUUCUUUUACUAAUUUUAAAUUUAAUAGUUGGUAUAAAAGUUUCAACAAAUUUUUAUAAAGGUUUAAAAAAUCAAUCUCUAAAAGAUGAAUGGAAAUUUCUCAAAACUUUAUUUACUCCUAAAAAAAUUAAAUAUAAUCAACUACCUCCUUCUCAAGAAAAUAAUAAUAAUAAUGACAAUAAUAAUAAUAAUAAUAAUAAAAAUAAAAAUAAUAAAAAUAAUAAAAAUAAUUCAAAAAAUUCAAAGGCUUCAAACAUUUUAAAUUCCAAACUUGAAAUUUCGUUUUUAUCAAUUUUGCUAUUAUUUACUCUAUUAGUUACGAUCUUUCAAAUUAUAUUAUAUACUAAAACUUAUAAUUUUAGUGAUAAAGUGUCCCUGUUUGUUCCUCAAAGAUUUCUUGAGGCAUUCUUUAAUAAUGAAUCAACAUUUAAAAAAUUCCCAAAUAAAUUUGUUAAAUCAAAUUUUGCUUCUAUAUUUUAUGGUGAACUUUUUAUAAUCUUCUUUUGUGGUUUAUUAGCAUUUUCAAUCUUUAAAUUUCAACAAUCAAAUGAAAAAAUUAAAAAUCAAUCAUUUUCGCUAAAUUUAAUUUUAGUCAAAUCUUUAAUUUUACUGGUUGCAUUUUUACAAACAGUUUUCGUUUUUAUUCAAUAUAGUCAUUUAAUAUUUUGCUAUUUCAUCAAUGAUUAUUUCAAUGAAAAUAAUGCAAGUGAUUUUUUAAGUUCAAUUGAAUUGCUCUCACUUUUAAAUAUUAUUUUUUCGAUUAUAAGAUUUGCUUUGCUAAGUUUUUUUUAUGUUAAAACCUAUCAUCAUUAUAAUUAUUAUUUCACUGAAGUCUUAAGGGUGGAACAGUUAAAUUUAGAAAAUAAUUACGAUAUGAAUGCAAACUUAAAUAAUAUUCAAGCAAAUGGAAAUGAAAAUGAAAAUGAAAAUGAAAAUCAAGAUAAUAAUAAUAGUGAUGAUGAUGAUGAAGAGGUUAUUAUGACCAAAAAAAUGGAAAUUCGUGCUAUUUUAACUCAAAGAAAACAGAAAUCAUUUGAAUAUCAGUUUAUUUUUUUUUUGUUGUUUAAUUUCUAUUUUAUUAUUGGCUAUAUUAUAAAUAUUACUGAAAGAUCCUUUUAUUCUCUAAUUGAAAAAAUUAUUGCCAGUUUUAUAAUUUUAAUUUAUGUUAUAAUUGGUGGAUUUACCUUAAUAUCCUUUAAUUCAGUUCUUGCUACUUAUGCUGAAAAGAAUUAUAAUAAUAGCGAAUUUUUAUCUGGAAGGAAAAAUAGAAUAACUUUAUUUAGUAAAGUCUCUAAGGAAAAAAUGCGUUUAAUCUCAAAAAUUUGCAUGAUAAUAUUUAUUUGCUUAAUAAUUUAUCCAAUUUGGCAAAUGGCAAGAAUAUAUAAUUCUGAGUUAUUUGAAUUAUUUUCUCUUCCUGCAUUUAAAUUUCUUAUAGCCAGUUAUUACAAUCGUCCUAGGCAGAUAUAUAUUUAUGCUGGUGUCAUUGAUUUCACUCCCAAUUCCAAGACAACAUUCCUUUCUUCUGAUUUUGCAUAUAAAAUAGUUUCAAAAACAGUUAGUUUUUAUAUUGGAUUUUAUAGUCUUAUGGUAAUUCUAUUCAUCAUAAUUUUAACAAUUUACUGGGUAAUUAUUUUGUUUAGGGAUCUAAAUAGAUUUGAUACUAACUCGAAUCAUAAGUCAUAUUUUGGAUUUCAUUUUGAUUUUUUGAAAAGAAAACCGAGAAGUUAGGAUUUUUUAAUAAAUUCUAAAGGGUUAGUUUAUCUUUUUUCAGUUCUGAAUUAUCUUUUUUUUUCAUUUGGUUAGCGUUAUGAAAAAUUUAAAAGAAAUAAAGUUAAUUAAAAAUCAUAACAUUUUUUUUUAUUUUUUUCAUUUUUUUCCAAAAAAAACAAAAAAUAUAUAAGAGCUUUAAAGUGAAUUAAAGUUCAUAAAAAAAAUUCAUUUGCUUUUACAUUGCGAAUGAUUUGGGUAAUAAAUAAUUGGUUGAAAAUAAUUGGGCUUUGAAAUUUUGGUAGUAAGAAAUACAAAAAUUUUUUUUAAUGUCACUAUUAAAAUGUAA
This is a messenger RNA of Ascoidea rubescens DSM 1968, 3542 nucleotides long. RefSeq lists its product as uncharacterized. The record is from RefSeq and is a predicted model, not a curated record. The coding region runs from base 113 to 3214 and encodes 1033 amino acids. The transcript has a single exon. Lineage: Eukaryota; Fungi; Ascomycota; Saccharomycetes; Ascoideales; Ascoideaceae.